CUAAGGGAGGGGUGAGGUGGGGGGGGGGGGAGGUGGCACUGUAUAAAAGAAGCUGCCUUGAGAUUUCUAAAAUUCAUACAAAAACUUCCUAGGUAAGGAAACUUACCAGAUUUUGCCACCUGAUCUUUAGUGAUGGACCCAGAAGCAACCUCUGUUUAUUGGGAUUAUUUAUAUGGUACAAGCCCAAAUCCGGACGAUCUGGAGGAGACCCACUUCCAUGCUCCUUACACAUCUGUUUUCCUUCCCAUCUUAUACGCAACCGUGUUCCUGCUCGGAGCGCUGGGGAACCUCCUCCUCAUGAGCGUGUUGCAUUUCAAACGGGGCAGCCGAAGACUGAUCGACAUCUUUAUCCUGAACCUGGCCGCCUCGGACUUCAUUUCCCUCAUCACGCUGCCUCUCUGGGUGGAUAAAGAAGCCUCGUUAGGACUGUGGAGAACAGGUUCUUUCCUGUGCAAAGGCAGCUCCUACAUGAUCUCUGUUAACAUGCACUGCAGCGUUUUCCUGCUCACCUGCAUGAGCAUCGACCGCUACCUGGCCAUUGUGUGUCCAGCCGUAUCCAGGAAAUUCCGAAGGAGAGACUGUGCGUAUGGAGCCUGUGCCAGUGUCUGGUUUGUCUCUUGCCUCCUGGGGUUGCCUUCUCUUCUGUCCAGGGAGCUCAUCCUGAUUAAUGAUAAGCCAUACUGUGCAGAGAAGAGGGCCACUUCAAUUAAACUGACUUGGGCCCUGGUGUCCUUAAUUGUUACCUUUUUUGCGCCUUUGGUGAGCAUUGUGACCUGCUACUGCUGUAUCACAAGGAAGCUGUGUGCCCAUUACCAGCAGACGGGAAAGCAUAACAAGAAGCUGAGGAAAUCCAUCAAGAUCAUAUUUAUUGUCGUGGCAGCCUUUGUAUUCUCCUGGCUGCCCUUUAAUACUUUCAAGCUCCUGGCCAUUGUCUCUAGGUUGCAGCAAGAACACUACUUUUCCUCGUCUAUUCCCCAGCUGGGCAUGGAGGUGAGUGGGCCCUUAGCAUUUGCCAACAGCUGUGUCAACCCUUUUAUUUACUAUAUCUUUGACAGCUACAUUCGCAGGGCCUUUGUGCACUGCUUGUGCCCUGGCCUCAAGAACUAUGACUUUGGGAGCAGCACGGAGACAUCAGAUAGUCACCUCACUAAGGCUCUCUCCAACUUCAUUCAUGCAGGGGAUUUUGCCAGGAGGAGAAAGCGGUCUGUGUCACUCUAAAAGGAACUCUGACUUUUCAAGCUCUGUUGGUGGACUGGACAGCUCAUUUGGGUGGACAAAGAAAGAAGAAGAGUAUUGCUAAAAGUAUUCAUAUUGCUUCAUAAAUGCAAGGAAGAGUUAAUUUUUAUGAAAAAGACAAUUGAAAAGUCUUUGUGUUUGUGGGUAUAAUUAGGCCAUAUGCUGGUGGGGUGGGGUUUUUUUGGUUUGUUUUUUUUCCAGCAGACUGGCCUUAUUUGACCCUUGCCAAUCCAGUUCACCGGGCAAAAUACAACUCCUUUAUGUCCUUGAACUCUGAGAUAAAGGCUCCUGCUAGGACUAGUUUCUUUCUUCAAGAUUCUUAAUGCACAUUUAGGCUUUUUUCU
Molecule: messenger RNA, 1580 nt
Organism: Myotis lucifugus (little brown bat)
Lineage: Eukaryota; Metazoa; Chordata; Mammalia; Chiroptera; Vespertilionidae
Gene: GPR15
Product: G protein-coupled receptor 15
Exons: 1
Coding region: 133-1218 (361 amino acids)
Biological process (GO): immune response; G protein-coupled receptor signaling pathway
Cellular component (GO): membrane
Molecular function (GO): G protein-coupled receptor activity
Source: RefSeq, a predicted model, not a curated record